This is a messenger RNA of Cordyceps militaris CM01, 777 nucleotides long. RefSeq lists its product as uncharacterized. The record is from RefSeq and is a predicted model, not a curated record. NCBI's taxonomy places the organism in Eukaryota, Fungi, Ascomycota, Sordariomycetes, Hypocreales, Cordycipitaceae. The transcript has a single exon. Bases 1 to 777 code for a protein of 258 amino acids.
AUGGCGUCGUCCUCCCCUCCGUUUCAGACUCCCAGCAAGCGCAAACGUGGCCAGGAAACGCCGCUCACGCCCCUGAAGUUCACAUUCAGCCUCAGCCAAGAAGAUGCCGUCGAGGAUGGAGGAAAUAGCCCCCGAACCGCCGUCGCUCACCGCUUCAAGGGCCUGGAUCUACAGAGUGGCGGGGGUGGAGGGGUCGCCGGCGACGACGCCGAUGUCGCCGAUGAGCUGCUCCCCAAACGCCAAAAGCCUAACGAUCCCAUGACCGACGUGUCCGACGCAGCCGUGGUGUUUGGAGGCCCCGGCCCCGAAACAAUAGCAGACGACGAGCGGCUGGGGGCAGCCUGCAGGUUACCCGAGUCGCCCACGAAGACGGCGGCUGGCACGACAUCUCUCCUACAGGAUGUCGCGCGGCAAGACGCCCACGAUAGCGCCGGCGACGGUGACGACGGCGGGGAGCCGCACAUCGUUGAUCCGGUCCGCGCCGCGCUGACGUGGCACGAAGACGAAAUUACUAUCUACGACCCCGACGACAAGGAUGACGACGGCGUCGGCAUCAACGGCAUCGGCUUCCGGCCCACGCCGGCCAUUGCGCACGCGCGAUCCCUCCGGCGUAGGCAGCAAAUCACAGAGUACCGCAAGCGCGAGGAGAGCGAGGCGCGCGCGCGCAGAAACCAGCGGCGCCGCGAAGGCGAAGCACCGGCGGGCAUCGGCAAGGCGUCGCCUAGAAAGGUCCGCUUCAGCGAUUCGGAGCUUCGAAAUAUGGUCGUGACUAUAUAA